This is a messenger RNA of Darwinula stevensoni, 1910 nucleotides long. The record is from the annotation of a GenBank genome assembly. Lineage: Eukaryota; Metazoa; Arthropoda; Ostracoda; Podocopida; Darwinulidae.
AUGGCCAUGAAUGGCCCGUUGCAGAACCUGUCGGAGCGAGGGACGGGGAGCAUCCGGUCGAACCGGGACCGGAGCUAUGGAGGCUUGUCGACGACCACGUCCGCUCCGCCAAGCGUUGCCGGGGACUCCCGACCGCCGAGCCGGGGCCAGGAGAACGGAGAGAUCGACUACAAGAAGCCACGUAUAGGGACAGCUGAGACAAUUAAAUCCGAUGAAUGGCUUGAUACGCAGUUGUACGAGGAAGCAAUGGUGGAAAACGAGAGACUGAAGGAGCGGUUAAGGAAAGCCGACGAUGAACUUUCUAGUUCCAGGUCCCAGCUGGACAAGGCCCUGCAGAUGAACUCCGCAAGGAAUUCCCUCUCGGAUGUGGACAAGAGAGAAAAGAGAGCCCUGGAGAGGAAGCUGUCAGAAAUGGAAGAGGAAUUGAAGCAACUGCAAAAACUGAAGGCCGAGAACGAAAAGUUGAAGGCCGAGAACCGGGCCUUGACCCGGGUGGUCUCCAAGUUAACCAGUAAUCAGAGUGUAACGGCAACCAAGGCAGAAGAAAACGGGAAGGACGAUUCCCCCCAAUGAUCUAGAGCAUUUGGAACAGUUGAAGGUGGAAAACCAGCGACUGCGGGAUGAAAAUGGUGCAUUGAUAAGGGUCAUCAGCAAGUUAUCCAAGUAGCAGACGUUGGUGACUCACUCUCUUCGCGUGGAGUGCUUCUCUCAUCCAUAUCUUCUUUUUUUUCUGCGUGUACAGAUUUUUUUUUACAGUGAAGUAGCUGGAAGCUGCCAUCUCAUCUGGUGAUUUUUUCUUGUAAUCACUAUUGAGUUUCCAUCAGUUGGUCAGUUCAUCUCUGUGAGAGCAUACUUUGUCUUUCAUAUUCCUCUUCCUGUCCCAAGAAAGUGCCGAAAUCGAUGUCCUCCUCUCGUCUCUUCCGCGGUUUUAUUUUUCCCCUCUCGUGUUUGUGAUGGAAGGAAAGGCACAAGUUCAACUGUUCCUGCAAGAUGUGCUCUGGAUCCCAUCUAGUGUCAGUGAGAGUGAGAUGAUGGGUUCUAUACGAAGGCUCUAGUCAUGUUUGGACUGAGUGCAUCUCGAAGAAACAGUUUUUUUUAAUCAUUUCUUCUUGUCUGGAAAUUUUUUUUUAUAGUGAGUGGUCCAGUGAGUUCUGUCUCUCCUUGUUCAUCUGCAUCUUCCAUCCUUUGUGCCUUACCUACACUCUCUCUCUCUGCUCAAAAAAAGGAGCACGAAAAAAGUAUAAGAGAAGUCUUUCCAGGAUAGCAGGCUCGCUUUUGUUUGAUGUGAUAUGUAUAACUCUGAAUUGUGUUAAGUGUUGGCAAUGCAAUUGAUAGGAAACUCAACUCAUGACAUGCACGUCACAGUUGACUUGAGUUCUGUACUUUUUUUUGCACUAGGUGUCUGGUUUAGUCUCAUGUGCAAAGCUUCCUUGUUCUGUGAUUUUUUUUUUCACUCUUCUAUCAUUGGAACAAAAGACAUUUCUCCAAAGUAGAGUGCUCAUCUCCUAGGUUGCAUAAAAAUGGCAUUUCUCCUAGUUUGGCAGCUCUGUACUUACCCUCCCCAUCCUCCACCUGUGGAAUGGAAUCUCGAUGUCUUCAAGUGCCCAUCAGAUGUUUAUCUCUGCCUUGCUUAAUCCAUUCAGUGAUGGUGCCUUGUCUGUCAGAAGGAAUUUGAGCAUGUUAUUUAUUUAUCCAUUGAAGUCCUUGCAUAAAUUAAUAGCAUUUUGAAAUUUCCUGUAACUGACAAGGCAACAUCACAAAUUGUGUUGUCCAUGAAGAGGAAUUCAAGCAUGUUAUUUAUUUAUGCAAGGACUUGCCUUCAUCUUGUACAAGAGUUUCUCUUGACAAAGUGGAAGAAAGAGAAUGUGUAGUGAAUGUAGGAGAGAGAGAAAAUAAAGGUUAUUACUGUG